Gastrolobium bilobum is the source of this 3661-nucleotide messenger RNA. RefSeq names its product ubiquitin carboxyl-terminal hydrolase 26-like. Gene Ontology annotation, molecular function: cysteine-type endopeptidase activity; cysteine-type deubiquitinase activity. Gene Ontology annotation, cellular component: nucleus; cytosol. Gene Ontology annotation, biological process: protein deubiquitination. Bases 158 to 3412 code for a protein of 1084 amino acids. NCBI's taxonomy places the organism in Eukaryota, Viridiplantae, Streptophyta, Magnoliopsida, Fabales, Fabaceae. The record is from RefSeq and is a predicted model, not a curated record. The transcript has 14 exons.
UCAAACUUGACCCAUUCAUUCAAUUCAACCCUCACAAACCAAGCAAAAGCAAUUGUCCCUUUCUCUCUCUCUUUUUCACUCUCUUUCCCUGCAAGCUGCAACCCUCUUUCUCUUUCUCUUCUCCCUUCGUACAAAGGGUUAGGAUUUUUAUUCUACAAUGAGUAGACCAACAACUCGAAGUAAAAAUAAAAGGCAGAGACAGGGGGAUGAUGAUGCCUGCACUUCUGAAAUAUGGAGGAAAAUUCACAAAACAGGUGCAGUAACUGAAAAUGAUAUGAACCAACUGUAUAUGAUUUGGAAACCGGUCUGUUCAGGCUGUCGUGUUAAUAAUAAAGACAACCCGAAUUGCUUCUGUGCAUUGGUUCCACCACCAAAUGGAACCCGGAAGUCUGGCUUAUGGCAGAAGAUGUCCGAUUUUGUUGAAAGUUUUGGCCCUGACCCGACUCAGGAUCUUCGUGCUUCUGCUAAUUCACCUGCAGGUUUGACAAAUCUUGGUGCAACAUGCUAUGCCAACAGUAUACUCCAGUGCUUGUACAUGAAUAAAUCUUUCCGAGAAGGCAUAUUUUCUGUAGAACCAGAUGUUUUACAACAGCAACCGGUGUUAGAUCAACUGGUUCGGCUUUUUCUACAGUUGCAUUUUAGUAAAAUGGCUUUCAUAGAUUCUUCUCCAUUUGUAAAAACACUGGAGUUAGACAACGGAGUUCAGCAGGAUAGCCAUGAGUUCCUGACAUUGCUUCUGUCAUUGCUUGAACGUUGCUUGAGCCAUUCCAAAAUUGCCAAGGCAAGAACAAUAGUUCAAGAUCUUUUCCGAGGAAGUGUGUCUCAUGUGACAACGUGUAUGCAAUGUGGAAGAGACUCUGAAGCUUCUUCGAAAAUGGAAGACUUCUAUGAGUUAGAGUUGAAUGUGAAGGGAUUGAAAAGUUUAGAUGAGAGCCUAGAUGAUUACCUUACUAUAGAAGAGCUUCAUGGAGACAAUCAAUAUUUUUGUGAGUCGUGUAAAACAAGAGUUGAUGCUACUCGCAGCAUCAAGCUAUGUACAUUACCAGAUGUACUUAAUUUUCAACUGAAACGUUAUGUCUUCCUUCCAAAGACAACAACAAAGAAGAAAAUUACUUCUGCAUUUUCAUUUCCAGCUGAACUUGAUAUGCGCCAUAGAUUGUCUGAGCGAUCUCAGUUUGGAUUGAUAUAUGACUUGUCAGCUGUACUGAUUCACAAGGGAAUGGCUGUUAAUAGUGGUCAUUACAUUGCUCACAUCAAAGACGAAAACACUGGGCAGUGGUGGGAAUUUGAUGACGAGCAUGUUACUAAUUUGGGUCGUCAUCCAUUUGGUGAAGGAGCCUCAUGUCCUACUUCUAAAUCUGUUAAGACUGAUGUAGCUCAUUCUAAUUGCUCUGAGGCAAGGACAGCUGUCAGCAAUGGAAAUGGUUUAGAAGCCUCUCAUUCACAAUAUUCGCCUGUGGAGACAUUUUCAUCUAGUGAUGCGUACAUGUUGAUGUAUCAUCUUAAGCGUACCAAAAAUGUUGGUGAAAAAGGGGGCAUGGUUUGUGGUGCUAAUCAUAAAGAAAGAGAGGGUGAUGCAGUUACUGCACAAGACGAUGCUUGUAUCCCUUCUCAUCUUUGUGAAGAGAUUCAAAAUUUCAAUGCCUCAUACCUUGAUACUUGUAAGCAGUACAAUCAUAAGAAAGAGUUAGAAUUGAGUCGUAUCAAUGAGAGGAGACAAGAAGUUCGAUCUGUUCUAGCUGAAGCUCCUGUCCAACCAUUGGAGCAACAAUUUUUUUGGAUUUAUAGUGACUGGCUUCGUCAGUGGGCUGACAACAUUAUUCCAAGUUCUGUUGACAACACAUCUAUCCAAUGUUCACAUGGGAAAGUCCCAGUGUUAAAGGUUACCUCAAUGAAGCGAUUGUCUUCUAAAGCAUGGGAUAAGUUAUUGUCUAAGUAUGGUGGGGGGCCAACACUUUCUCAUGAGGACUGCUGUUGGGAUUGUCUGAUUGAUGAGGCUCAGAAUGUGGUGUCAGCUGACACCUAUCGGGAUCGAAGAGAAUCAUUUAAGCAACUUGCACGAGAUAUUCUUGAUGGAAAAUGUGAAGAUGGAAAGUACUAUGUGUCUAGACCAUGGUUGCAGCAAUGGUGGAGAAGAAAAGUCGCUGAUGCUCCAUCUGAAGCUGAUGGUGGACCAACAGCAGCCAUUAGUUGUCCACACCAGCAACUUAUGCCUGAGCUAGCUGCUGGUGCUAAGCGGGUGCCUGUUCCGGAGGGUUUCUGGCUCUUUUUAUAUGACGAUGCCAUUUCUGUAAAACCUGAUGAUCUUCUAGGUUGCCCUACUUUUCCUUUAGACUCCAGAGAGUGUUCCCAGUGCAGUAAUGAACUAUCUGAUGUGGCUUGCUUGGAGGACUCUUUGAGAUUAGUAAAACAAAGGCAGCGCCAGAAUCAUGAGAAACUAUUUGUCGGUAAAAGUUUGCCGCUUUCUCUACAUUGCAAGUAUUUCUUAGUUCCUUCAUCGUGGAUUUCAAAAUGGAGAAAUUACAUUAAUAUAGCUGUCAAGAAUUCAGAUAAACCUGAAACUUUAGAUGGGAUAAUUGAUUCACUGGUGUGUGAAAAGCACUCACAACUCAUUCAAAGGCCUCCUGAACUGGUUUUUAGACGCGGUGCUAUAAUCCCAAGAGAGUCUUCUGCAGGUGGCUUAACCUUCAUAUCUGAGAAUGAUUGGAAAUACUUCUGUGAAGAUUGGGGUGGUAUUGAGACCAAAGGAAUAUCUGCUAGAAUUGAGAAUAUUAAUGAUUCAGAGAAUGUUGUGACUGGAACCUGUGAAGAAAGGCCGGUAAUAUGUGAGGAUCAGUUGGACACUUGGGAUAAAGGGAAUGAUGAAUUCGGGAAUGGACACAUUGUGAUCAAGACUUGUCCUGAGGUUUGUGAAAGCUGCAUAGGAGAAAGGGAAAGCUGUGAGUUAAUGCAGAAACUUAACUAUUGCAAUGAGGAAAUAUGUGUAAUUCUUGUCCGCGGAAAGGAGGUCCCUAGAUCAAUCUUGGAGGCAUCAAAGGGCUUUGUUGAAAUGGAUCGGCGGGUUUCCAAGCGCUCCCGGAAGACUAAAAACGGGAGUUCAAUUAGUCUAAAAGUUUCUGCUUCAACAUCAAUUUACCAGCUGAAAAUGAUGAUAUGGGAAUCGCUUGGGGUUGUCAAGGAAAACCAGAUACUACAAAAAGGUGAUAGAACAAUUGAUAUUGAUGACGAAUGUGCUACUCUUGUGGAUGUAAACAUAUUUGCUGGAGAUCAGAUUAUAGUGAGGGACUCUGAGAUCCAUGAAAAUCGAGAUAUUGCUGAUGAGCUUUGUGAGGAGAAAAUGGAUGCACAGCAUACCGAGGAAGGGUUUCGUGGAACACUUCUGACAUCAAAUGUUUCAUCUCAGGUUGUUUAGGAAGAGCACUUUCGGUGGUGUCAUCUUUUGUAACUUUUAUUAAUGUAUAUAUAUCUAAAUUCCAAAGAAAAAAUCAUUUAUAUAUAUCUAAAUUAGUUUGGUACAAUUUUCAACCAUGUAAAUCCGUGUGUCCUAUGCCAAGAUAAUGGCAAAUUUUGGAAUGUAUUUUUGUUUUUUUGGGUUUUGGUUUAUAUAUAUACCAAAGUGAUUUAUAGUAGUGAAAAUCAAAUUUAAGCAUUACAAGCAAAG